CUCUGUAAAAGAGAAAGUGUCCCAUAUCAACUCAUUUUCCGGUGCGUUUGCUCCUCGGCUUCUUUGAACGUGGACUUGAGCGAGUGAGAGAAAUGUCUCUGGGACAGACAUUUUCAGAUAAAAACCCAGACCAACACAAACGUGUGUCUGUCAAGUCCAACCCUGGAUUUCUGGAGCGACUAGGGGCAACUACAGGAGGAACAGUUGUUGGUGUCGGGCUGUUUUUCCUCUCCAUUUAUGUCCUUUUCACCAACGAGGGGCGGGCUGUGCAAACAGCAUCCUCCCUGGAUGAAGGCCUCGGUCUAGUCGUAUCAUUGGGGUCUUCCUCGAACCUCGACCUCCAGAACAACAACCGUUUAGUUCAUCUGUCUGCACAGCUUCAUACUUUGCAGCCCCUACAUGACCCCAACUACCGAGUGCUGGUGCAGGCAGUGAAGCUGAGGAGGGAGGUGGAGAUGUAUCAGUGGGUGGAGUACAGCGAGAGCAAGGACUACAAAGAGAAUGGUGAAACCAAAACAGAAACGACAUACACCUACAACACUGAGUGGAAGUCUGAGUUGGUCAACAGCAGGAAUUUCGACCGGGAGAUAGGUCAUCAGAAUCCAAGUGCCAUGCCAGUCGAGAGUGUCACAGUGGUGGCUCCGCAGGCCAGAGUUGGUCCUUUAAUUCUGUCCAAAGGCCUGGUGGAGCAGAUCAAUAACUUUCAGACGCUAAGUUUGAGCCAUUUGCAAAUGCUUAAUUUGGAUCCUUCCCUUUCCAUCCGUGAUGACUAUUUCUAUCACACUCAUUACCCAAAGAGGCCAGAGGUGGGGGAUAUCCGUGUGAGAUUCUCCUUCGCUGGACUGAGUGGUGUAAAUUCUCACCUUGGCCCACCUCAAACUGUCAGUAUUGUAGCCAUGCAGAGAGAGGAGCAGCUGAUGGCCUUUAAGACCAAGUCAGGAGACGCCCUGGAGAUCCUCUACCUGGAGGAGCUCUCUGCAGAGGAGGUGUUUGCAAAAGAACACCAGCACAACAGAAUGAAGACAUGGGGACUCAGGGCUGCAGGCUGGUUCCUCAUGUUCCUUGGUAUUCAGCUGACCAUGCGCAUCAUCUACACACUGGUGGAUUGGGUUCCUAUCCUCAGAGAGCUUGUGUCCGUCGGCCUGAAGAUCUUUGCACUGUGCGUCUCCUGCUCGCUGUCUCUUCUCGUCAUAGGAGCUGGUUGGUUUUUCUACCGACCGUUAGUGACGGUAGCUCUGGGAGUAAUAGCUCUGCUUCCACUGUUUCUUGCUCGCUCAGGAUUUCCACCCAAGAAGGAUGAAUGACUAGUUGGUUGGCUCUUAAAGGGAAAAUAAAACAUUUAAACCAGCAUCCAUCAGUGGGCAUCUGUUUCACAACUUUAACACAGAAAAAUGAUGUGUAAAAAAACAGAAUAAUUUGAUCCAAGUGGGAGCUUUCUGUUGCCCCCUAAUAUUUAAUGGUGUGGCUGUAAGGGAUUUCAUCCAAGCACACAUUUGGUUUAGUUCUGUUCACAGAACAUCCCAAGUUUUCUUAUUAUGACUAAGGUCAUAAUUUGUACCCAACUCCAAAUACUGUCAUUUGACAGUGCAAGUAGCUAUGCAUUGCUAAUUCUAAAUCACUAUCAACAGUCCUGCAGUUAAUAGUUUUGUGUUUCACGUCAGAUUGUUGAUCCUGUUUUAGGAUUCAGGUUUUGCGGUUCAGUUGUUUUAUACUGAGAGGUACUUUUAUGCCUUUCUAUGUAAAUGAACUGGACAAAUAGGCUUAAACAAAAUGUGUCAAGGUCAUAACAGGUUUAUUGCAUUUUUGUGUUGGACUGCAUUAUUUUUUUGUUAUUUAUGAAGGUUAAUCAAGUAUCAUUAUCCUCGUGUGCAUCAGAGAUUCUGAAAAAGAAGGAAAACUGGUUAUUUCCUGAUUGAACACAUGCUUUGUGAUUUAGUCUUUGAAAUUUGUUUUUUUGAUGAGCUGGUGAAAGACCCCCCCCAUAACCAUAAUUAAAUGCACUGUUAAUUUUUAUGCACUGUAUAGCAUUCACUUGAAAAUUGUUUUUUUGAGCUAUUUUUCUGAAUUUUUUGACAAUGUUCUUUCUUUUUAAAGAAAAACGUAAUUGCUUGGUUUUUCUGAAUUGACAUUUUUUUCUUAACAAAUAUGUAAUUCUGUUUUUCUGAAGUGUUUACAUCAUAUUUCAAAAAAUAUAUAUGUAUACAUUUCCUGCUCUGUUUUUCAACAAUACCGGCUUCGUUUCUUCUUCAGGCCUUUACUUUAAGUUAAAUCUAGUUUUAACUUUGUUUUAGGGUCAAGACAUUGUGAGAUUCUCUUGUUAAGUGACAUUGAUGCAGUCAAAUGGUAAAAGUUCUAUUUGAGCUGAAAUAUAUUUUAUGAUGCUAAUUAUCUUAUGCCAUUACUCUGCAAGAGCUCAUCUUUUAGUUCAUGCAUGAGGAUUAUUUUUGUUUAUCACAAUUUGCCUUGUAAAAACAAAAAUGUAAAUUCAGAAAAACAACUUUAUUUUUGAAGUUACUGCAACACAUUUCAGUAAUUUUUUAAUUUUUUAAUUUCAGUAAAUUUGAAUACCAUGUAAACUUUAUUGCUGCAACUCUGUUGCCACUUAACAUUUAAAGUGAAUUGUUUGUGGGUUGAGAGAGAAUGACUUGAGGUGAAUUAUUGAUAAAAUUCAUGAUACUCUUGAGACAUUUAAAAAAAUACCAAAGAACUGUGGGUUUCAUGUUAAAGUGCUUUUUCUGUUUGUAGACCUGAGAUGCGUUCAAUACACAUCUCCGUUGUUUUCCAUUAAAGCAAAUUGACUCGCGU
Cololabis saira (Pacific saury) is the source of this 2805-nucleotide messenger RNA. RefSeq names its product transmembrane protein 43. Gene Ontology annotation, biological process: nuclear membrane organization. The record is from RefSeq and is a predicted model, not a curated record. NCBI's taxonomy places the organism in Eukaryota, Metazoa, Chordata, Actinopteri, Beloniformes, Belonidae. Gene Ontology annotation, cellular component: nuclear inner membrane. The transcript is spliced from 12 exons. The coding region runs from base 93 to 1304 and encodes 403 amino acids.